AAUCUGAAGAAUGUCUGCCCGAAGGGCUACCAGCGAUUUUGAAAUUUUGCGAGGCCUGCUGUUACAACAGCUAAUUAAUGGCUAAAUACAGAGAAUUCUAUGGUUUGACAUUUCAGAUGAUUCAAUUACGUUUGCUCACUUUUAUGUCUUGUAGUUCUACUGGUUGUUUUUAAUUAUUUGUUUACUACAGGUUUUAAGGAAGCAAAUUUUAUAUUAAGGCUAUAUGUAAAUGAGUAAUCAUGGUGUGUGUAUAUAUAUAUAGUCUAUUACAUGGGAUGCGUGUAUGCCAUAGUUAGUUACUUCUGAGAAAGUGGGAGGAGAGCAUGAUAAUGGAUCAUAACUGUCACUGUGGUGCUUGUAAAUCUUUAUCAUGUUUGUUUUUAAGUGUUUGUGCUGACAAAUUGGGCUAGUAGUUGUUUUGUGUAGCAUUUAUCAUUUAGCUUGAUUUUGAUGAGUUAAUUAUGGUAGUUAUGAAUGAUUAGUGGAUUAUUCAGCUCCUCUUGGCACCUAUUAUUUAUGUAUUCGCGUGAAUGUGCAGUUUUUGUGUGUGUUCUGAGUCAUGCAGGCGUAACAGGUGAAUAACGGAGAGGAAAUAGGAUGUUUGUCUGCGUUUGACCUGUGGACACAAUUAGCCGCCUUUAGACCGGGAGAGGCUCACGUGAGUUCAGCUAUAACAAUAUAUCAAAGCAAACAGGUUCACACGUGAGGCCUUCAAACUCAAUCACACAAUGUCAUUUUAUUUGCCCUUUAUUAUUUUCAAUUACCAAAAAUAGCUUUCUAAAAUUGUAAGCCUCAUAUUUCUGCUCCAAAAAUGGGCCCCAUUCACUUCCAUUGUAGGCGUCGCACAAUAAACUUGAUUUUUUGUUUUUAAAGAAAACGAGGGAGGUAUCUAUAUUAAUAUUUGUGAUAAUCAGCAUUAUGGAACAACUGCUGCUGAUUGAGCUUAAUUUACUGAAACUGAAAUAUUCCUUUACCAUUUGUUAGAAUAAUAAUUUAUAGGUGCUGUAGGUUGACCUCCCUGAAAAUGUAUACAUUGAUAUUGACAUUAAAUGUUUUUUGAGCAUCCUGACCAGCUCAACCAAUGGCGUGAAUCUCUUUAACCGACCGAUUGCAAAUGGGAGGAGUGCUUGGGAAACCUGUUUUUGAUUCCGUUUUGGAGGCAUUAGCUUUCUACUGUAUGCCGGUCCAUAUGCUUAUAGAAGUGAAUCAGUGUAUCACCUGCAUAAACAGACCCAGAUCUUCUCUGUAAGUUUGAGCAAAUCUGUUUUAAUGAGCGGUUUUGACAUCUUUAUAAGUCACCUUAUUUUGCCUCUAAUCCUCGUUCCAUUCUCCCGUGCUCUCUGCCUCCCUCUGGCUGGGAUCACGGCUGACCCACUUGGCGUCAGUGCCAGCGGUUGGCUCUUCGCCGUUUCUCUGAAAGACCAGACCAACAGCCGCAGCAACUCCACCAGGAGGCCCCCUGCCAGCUGCGUCGUGAGGCACUGCCAGUGGAAAGCAGUAUUGCUCAGACAUUUUCCUGUCUGCAGACUGCUGGACGUUCAUGCUAACAAAGGGCGCUUUUGUGAGAUCCAGGCACAGGGGCUUGAGGUUGACUGCUGGCCCACAGAAGGGACUCUAACCCUGGGAAAUCAAGGUGUGGUGACACAAAGUGUCCUGGAAGGAACAAAAAUGACCUUUACUUGAUUUUAGCGCAGAUUUACAGUGGUUAAGGAGCAUUGCUGCUAUUAAGACAUGAGAGGUGGCUAGUGCUAACAUGUGGUGCCUCCAGUCUCACACACGAUUGAAAGCACAUACACCCCACAGAGACCCACAGCAGGCUUUUCUACCUUGACCUCAAGAGUCCUCUGAUUGACCCUGCACACAAAAACAUUCAUAUUCACACGCACCUUCUGUCUUGCACACCGAUUGUCCUCAUCCUACAUCCUGUGGCAAGCUUCUCUCUUCCUUCCUUAGAGCAAGCAGGCCUGGAGGUUACAAAUGUCUACCUCACGCUUAAAGAUCCUCUCUCUACAACUGCGACCCUGAACACACUACAAAAAUGACCUCUAGCAUAGACCGGGAUGACAGCAGCAUCUUUGAUGGGUUGAUGGAAGAAGAUGAGAAGGACAAAGCAAAAAGAGUUUCUAGGAACAAGUCGGAGAAGAAGAGGCGAGACCAGUUCAAUGUGCUCAUCAAGGAACUGGGCACCAUGCUGCCAGGCAACACCCGCAAGAUGGACAAGUCUACCAUCCUACAGAAGAGCAUCGACUUCCUGCGCAAGCACAAAGAAAUUGCCGCACAGUCCGAGUCGAGUGAAAUCCGUCAGGACUGGAAGCCGCCUUUCCUUAGCAAUGAGGAGUUCACACAGCUGAUGCUGGAGGCUCUAGAUGGCUUCUUUUUGGGCAUCAUGACAGAUGGAAACAUAAUCUACGUCUCAGAAAGUGUCACGUCUUUAUUAGAACAUCUACCUUCUGAUCUUGUGGAUCAGAAUCUGUUGAAUUUCCUUCCACUGGGUGAGCACUCAGAGGUGUAUAAAGCUCUAUCCACACACAUGCUGGAGGGAGAGACCCUCACCCCAGACUACCUAAAAACAAAGAACCAGUUAGAGUUCUGUUGCCACAUGCUCCGGGGCACGAUCGACCCGAAAGAGCCGCCCGUUUAUGAGUAUGUCAAGUUCAUCGGAAACUUUAAGUCCCUCAACACUGUGCCUAACUCAACACGUAACUGCUUUGAGGGAGUGAUCCAGCGAUCGCUGAGGCCCAUGUUCGAAGACCGAGUGUGUUUCAUAGCAACUGUGAGGUUAGCCAAGCCUCAGUUUAUCAAGGAAAUGUGUACUGUGGAGGAGCCCAAUGAGGAAUUCACCUCCAGACACAGUUUAGAGUGGAAAUUCCUCUUCUUGGACCACAGGGCACCCCCCAUCAUAGGCUACCUACCCUUCGAGGUUCUGGGUACUUCAGGAUACGACUACUAUCAUGUGGAUGACCUGGAGACUCUGGCCAAGUGCCAUGAACACUUGAUGCAGUAUGGUAAGGGGAAGUCGUGCUAUUACCGUUUCCUGACUAAAGGUCAGCAGUGGAUCUGGCUUCAGACUCACUACUAUAUCACCUACCACCAGUGGAACUCACGGCCGGAGUUCAUCGUCUGCACACACACUGUGGUCAGCUAUGCUGAAGUGAGGGCUGAACAGCGCAGGGAACUGGGCAUUGAGGACUCACCUCCUGAGAUCUCAGCAGACAAGUCUCAGGACUCCGGCUCUGAGUCCCAGUUGAACACCUCCAGCCUGAAGGAGGCGCUAGAGCGAUUCGAUCACAGCCGCACACCCUCCGCCUCCUCACGGAGCUCCCGCAAAUCCUCCUCGCACACCGCUGUCUCGGACCCCACGUGUAUGUAUUACAUACCAAAGACAGAAGCCACACAGACAAAGCUACAGACAGACCGUAGCACACCCCCCCGCCAAUCAGUGUCAGCCAAUGAGAUGACAUCACAGCGGAGGUCCUCCAUUAGCAGUCAGUCGAUGAGUUCUCAGAACACAGGACAGACGAUGGCAACAUCUCUUGUGUCUCAGGCUCAGCAGCCUCAACCACUUCAGCCCAGUGUGCAGCCGGUGCUGCAGUUUUCCACGCAGAUGGAUGCGAUGCAACAUCUUAAGGAGCAACUAGAACAGCGCACACGCAUGAUUGAGGCCAACAUCCAGAGACAACAAGACGAACUGCGGCAAAUCCAGGAUGAGCUGCAGAGGGUGCAAGGUCAGGGCUUACAGAUGUUCUUGCAGCCCGGAGGUGGUGGUCUCAACCUCGGCUCAGUGCAGCUGACGCAGGGAUCAUCCGUGCAGCCAGGGGGCGCUCUGUCCAUGCAGGGGGCGGUGGUGCCGGCAGGGAGCCUGCAAAGUGGCCUGCAAUCCACACACACAGCGACACAACACACUGUCACUCAGCAGGCACCGCCACAACAACAGAACCUUCUCAGAGAUCAGAGCUCCACUCUAACUCAGGUGAGACAGUGA
Messenger RNA from Sinocyclocheilus anshuiensis, 3982 nucleotides. Its product is annotated as circadian locomoter output cycles protein kaput-like. Gene Ontology annotation, molecular function: protein dimerization activity; E-box binding; DNA-binding transcription factor activity, RNA polymerase II-specific. Gene Ontology annotation, biological process: regulation of transcription by RNA polymerase II; circadian regulation of gene expression. Gene Ontology annotation, cellular component: CLOCK-BMAL transcription complex; cytoplasm; nucleus. The transcript is spliced from 20 exons. NCBI's taxonomy places the organism in Eukaryota, Metazoa, Chordata, Actinopteri, Cypriniformes, Cyprinidae. The record is from RefSeq and is a predicted model, not a curated record. The coding region runs from base 2039 to 3982 and encodes 647 amino acids.